GUUAUAUCGUGAUUUAGUUCAUUUUAAGUGUGAGAAGAGUGUAAGAUUUAGUUAAUAACGUGAUGUUGACGGAACGAAAAAGGCGGAACUCAACUGCGAGGGCAGUGCAGCACCCGGACAGUCUACAGCGCGCACACGCUUGAGUUGUGACUGAAGGCAGAGACGGUUCACAGCAUCUGUUAAAGAUGCCUACUCAAAAAGAAUGCCACAUCUGUAAGGAAAAAAUCGGGGUAGCCAGCAAGACGUGUCAGCACUGUGGUGCCAAGCAGCCUUACAAGCAAAAACUUGAAAAACGCAAGAAAAAAGUUGCCCUUGACUGGAAAGAGAGGCAGAAAAAAAACUGCAGCGUUAACAAAGUAUAUGAUGCAACAAAUCUACUGCUCCACAAGUGGGAACUUUUAGAGCGACAUCCAAUCCUCCUCCUUGCCAGGAGAACUACAAAUGGUUUUUUAGCUGAGUGCUUCUGUCCAUGGCAAAUGGACACAGAAGAUGCUAAGGAUGCCCUCGUCAAUAUAAAGAAGAUUUAUGAAAGUCUUCUUUAUGCUACAGAGCCUCCACUGACCAACAGUACUGUGACUGCAGAGGAAGUGCCGCAGGAGAACCAUGAAUCCUCAACACCAGCAGAGCCUCAAACCAGCGCAGAUACAGAAAAUGAUGUUGGGAACUACUGCUCUGCUCAGACAGACUUCAACAUAUCCAGGAUUAAAGAGGAGCAGGAGGAACUUGGGGAUAACAGUCAAACACAUACAGAAAAUGAUAAUGGGAACUACUGCUUGGUUCAGACAGACUUAAACAUAUCCAGGAUAAAAGAGGAGCAGGAGGAUCUUGAGGAUGACAGUCAAACACAGCAGGUUAUUUUUACUUCUCCUGAAGUUGUGAAAAGUGAGCAAGAUGAGCCCGACACACAAGCGACUUAUGAAAUGCAGCCGGUCUCUUCAGACUGCUCUGAGGAUCAGAGUGAGGAAACUGACAGCGAUGAGGACUGGGUGCAGAGCAAAGGAGCGCAGACAAAGCAGAGGAAACGGAAAGUGAAGGUUUUGCAAAGACAAAAUGGCAGCGUGGAUCAGAUGUCGCCCGAUGGAGAUUCUCCCGCUAAAACUCAAAAAGACCGCAGUUUGUGUCCUGUGUGCGGAAAAGGUUUUCAGUACAUCCGUCCUUUAAUGAAACACAUAAACACACAUAAGACAAAUGAGUCUGCAAAGGAGCUUCUGAGUAAUUUGCAAAGUGCUUGCAGCAAACGCCUCGUUUGUGACGUUUGCGGCAAGACGUUUACAAGCUCCGGUUGCCUACAAAUGCAUUCGAAAAUACACGCAGGAAUUAAAGACUUUAAAUGUCAAGACUGUGGGAAAACGUUUGUCCGGAAAGAGCAUCUGGUUGUGCACGUGAGGACCCAUUCUGGGGUGAGACCAUAUCACUGCGAUAUCUGUGGGAAAGGAUUCAGUCAGAGCCAGAACCUUAGAGUUCACAGGCGGUCACACACGGGAGAGAGACCGUAUUGUUGCAGCUCGUGCGGGAAACUCUUUCACACCAGCGGUCACCUGAAAACACACAUGAAACGUUUUUCAGGAGAAAAACCCUACACCUGCGAUAUUUGUGAUCAGUUUUUUUGUCAGAGGGAACAGCUGACUCAACAUAAGAAUGCACACACAGCAGAGUGACCUCCAACAUGGAGGGAAAGACCCCAGGUUCUGACUAUGGAUAAGAGUAAAGCAGCUUAAAUGCAUCAUUGACGCUUUGCAUUUCAAUGUGCCGUUUUGCUCAAAUGUAUCAUUUAAGAGAAUAAUGCUCCAUCUGUGUUGUUCCACCCAUCUGCUGAAUACUCCACCUUUAAAACUGUGUGAAAACUCUAUUCUCUCUGUACCGAUAUGGAAAAUUAAAGACUUAAUAGCAGUAGUCACUGCAUAUGUAGAUCAUUAUGUUGUUUGUUGAUUUCAAAAUGUACCCGUGAUACUGCAGGAGUCUGAUUUUGCACAGAUGAUGGAAAAAAGUCAGAUGUUAACAAAUGCAGUUUAUCCUGAACUAAGACUGAGGCAAGAACAAAUGUCUGUGCAUGAAGCCAGUUUGGAAUUAAUUAAUUCAUAUCACUUUUUAUCAAUAAAAAAUAGGGCCACUGAUAGGACAGAGCAUGCUUACUUACAUUAAGGGCCAGCGGCUGUCUCACCCUGCUGCUCUACAAGAGUGAUUUCUUUUUCUACAGUUUAGCCAACAGGUGGCAGCAGUCACACCAGAGUCAUUCCGUAUGAGUUUGAGGGGCACAUGAUGCUCACAGCUGUCAGAAACACUAGUUGAUAGAGGGAACCCAUCUACUGCACACCGUCAACAUUAAGCAUGCAGCGACGUUGUUACCUUCACACCUUCCAGCAGCACAGUCCCAGUCUUCAUCUGGCUACCAGUCAUUUCUACUGGGACAAAUGUGAAGUUAACCAACCAGUUUGUCUAAUAAAGGAAAGAAAUGAACCGAAUGUGGUUCUUUAGCUUGAAAACAGAUUAACUGGAUUUUAUUCAGAUCAAUUUAAGAUUGUUUUGUGGUUAAUGGCAACACUUACUACAUAUCUUUUAUAUCGUUUGCCCACAUAGCACCGCCUUCAAACAUCAUGUGAAAACAGGUAAUAUAUGCCACUAAUAAUGGAAAUACAGAUUGGUAACAGCACCAUCAAUUGAUGUGAUUUCAAAACUGCAUGUUAUUUUAUGGAUUCUUGCUUAGGCAGCAAUAAUUAUAGUAAGGAGGAAUCCACUACGUCUAAAUAUAUCCGGACAAUUAUGAGAGAAAACUGCAGCCAAUUAAAUGUUAGUCAUACAAGGCCAGCAGGUUAUUCCCUCUGUGCAUGAUGAUUUCAGAUGAGCAGCAUCCAUAAACAUCCCAAAACUCAAAACCCAGAUGAUGUCCCCUCUUUCCACUUUAAUCUUUCUCUGUCACUCUGCAUGUAUUCCUUUCAACCACAUAUGCAAACUUAAUGAUCACAGGCAAUAGAGAUAGUUUGCAAAUCCCAAUAGUGAGAUGCUUAAUGUGGAAAUCAGUAAAGACUAUUGUCUAAAUAAACCACGUAUAGAUGUCAGGAGUGUUUUGAACAUUUGCCCGCUGUGAUCUAGUAGUGGCUUUUAAAUAAGAGGCUUUUUAGCAGCAACUCAGGCAUGAAUUUUUCCAGGUCGUGCAAUUACAUAAGUCUGCGUACAGGACUGCGGUGUCAGAGAGGGAGAGAGUUGAGCUCAGUCUGUGUUUUGACGCUGAGUGCAGAGGAGAGAGAGAGAGAGAGGACGAGUCGCUCUGUCAACUGACGGCCUCUGAGGUCUAAUCUGGAUUAGAGUGUCGUCCGGUCGGCAACCAGGACUCUAAUAAUCACAUUAUUCUGUAUUGCGUUGACGCCUCCUGACGCGGAAAGGAAGGAGCGAUGUCAAACGGUGGCGACGCUUCUGACGCGCGUAUCUGAAAGCUAAACAGUUAGUUUGAAUGAGGAGAAGGAGUUUUGGGCGAUUUUUGCAACAAAGACUGGACACAAUCUAAGUGAAGUUGAAUGAAUACUUGCUGCCUGCGGCUUGUGGAUGGUGCGCGUCCCCGUGUGCGGCACACCGCACUCUGCAGCAUCUAGACUGAUGACUGCAGCCUGCAUUUGGAGCACAUUUCUGCACAAACCGGCGCCUUCUUUACCGUGGACAUCUUCCAGCCUCUGUCACCGAUAUCACAGUAGCAGCUGGUCAGACAUGUCAGAUUCAGGUACAGCUUCACCAACACUGACCAUGUGAUACCCCAAACACAGCCUAGUGCCAAAUGUGUCAGUCAUCUGGGUCAAGUGGUAGUGUGAGGACAGGGACAGGAUUAAGCACAGGAUCCAAUAUGAUGAACUUUAGGCUAUGACGUUCCAAGACUACAUCAGCACCAUGCUCCAUGUUUUGGAGGACAACUGCUCCAUUCGGUUGACCACAUUCUCAUUAUAGGUCCUGGUUGAUGGCCAGCAUGGAGGAGAGUAAGCUCAUCUUCAGCCUGGACGGCCACGAUGAGGGUCCAACUGUAGCUUUUUCCAAAGACAAACCUCAAGACAGGGAGAGCCGAGCUGAACUCAGCCUGGGAAUGGAUUUGGAACUGAGCCAAAGCCACCGCUCCCAGCCUCUCUUCCUGCCUCACUCCCCCUCCUCUCCAGGAUCUUUAGCUGACCUGUCGGCAUCAUCAGCAGGCCUGCUUGUCACCACCAACCUGGUCAAAUCCUCCUCCACAGAUCUGGAGCCUAGAGAGAGCAGCUCUCUAAGAGGCAAACCUCUGCUCAGCCUGGUCAAGUCCCUGAGCACGGAGAUCUCCCGCCGGGUUGAGCCGGAGGUCAACCUCUCCAAGUCUGACUCUAAGCUGCAUUUGCAUCCUUGGAAACAGCUUACCCAGCCAAAGAUCCCCGAGGCCAGGCCUGAAGCAGGAAGACUGAAUGAGAACGAUGGCUGGGCAUCACCGACAUCCACGGGCAGCUUGUCUCCCACUGAGCCCCGGGGCAGCUCGCUGAUCGCUGAGCUGGAGGACACGCGGAGGAAGUUUUCUGAGGCCAUGCAGGAUCCCCUGAGCAUGCUGAGUAAGAUCAUGGGGGACGAAAGCUCCGGCAGCCCCAAGCAGGGCAGGGCUUCUGGUGUGGGAGAUUCACCAACCUCCCAAGGAAGCAGUGGAAGAGAGGGGGGCAGUGAAGAUGGAGACCUUAAGUACCGGAGGAGACCUGAUGGAGAGCAGAGAAGUGUGCGUGACACUCCUCUUAGAAGACUCCAAAAGGGCUCCUUAAUAAAAUCUUCUGUUUCCCCAGAACAUCACAGCAGAGACAGUAAUUUGGAGAUCCGCACCUAUGGAGACAUGAUUCAGGUGGUGGAGCUCCAGAAUGGAUCCAGAGGGGCACACCAGCGAACUUUCAAACAGUCUCGGGGCAUGAUCCCAGGUUCAUCAUUGCCUCUUCACUGGCUCUUCCCUGUUGGACUUCUAGCUUAUGGGUUCUUUGUGCUGCCCCUACCCUCCUAUGUGACAGGUCUGUCUGUGGGGGUCGCAUGUGGCUUUAUUUUGGGGCUGGUGGUAGUGUUCAUGUUUGCCCCGCGUCGCUCAUCUGCCAGAAGAAACUCUCCUUUCUGCAAGGCCAGGGCCCUGAACAUGGAUCCACUAGAUGGAAAGUGUACAGAUCCAGAAAUCCUUGAGGGCUGGAUGAAUGAGACACAAAUCUACGACCCUGAGAUGUUUCACCCCUCCAUCACGCACUCUGUCUAUGUCACCCUGGAGGGCAGCUGGCUGCGCCUGGCAUACCCACGUGCCAACAUCCCCCGGUGGGCAGCAUUCGACGAGAUGCCCCAUGAGGCCACAUUUUUGCGCUCGUGCACCUACCAGCUGGCUAACUGUAAGGUGUCUCUUGUACCUCCUGGUUUGGCUCGCAAGAGAGUGUGGAACAAGAAAUACCCCAUCUGCAUCACUCUGGCUGAGGGGGAGGUAGGGGAAGAGAGUCUGAUCGAAGGGCAGGAGGAGGAAGAAAGAGCAGAGAGACACACUGUACCAGACCACCAUCUUCCUGUCAUCCUCUAUCUGUUUGGCCGCACAGGAAGAGAGAAGGAGGAGUGGUUCCAGCACUUCCUGUCUGCCUCCAGGGCUGGAGCCAGGAGCAGUGUGAGCAGCAAGGAGAAUACGGACAUGCCGUGUGGUGGAGAUGCCGUUAAAGAAAGCACAGAGGAGCUGCACGAUCUGCUAGGGGCUAUGCGAGCUAGAACGCUCUUGGACUACAGCACCUAUAUGACACAACUGAUUGGCUCAGAGAGUUGCAAUCCCACACCCAGCCCCUGCCACAGUGAUAAAGGAAGCCCCACAACCCACAAAAAGAUUCACAAUGAAGAGCACAGUUCUGGAGGUCAAACUGGAGCUGAGUCAAGUGCAGGGUCAGAGGCAGGGGGGUACUCUGCAGAGGGGCAGCCCACCUGGGUGAACUCCCUGGUGGGCAGGAUCUUCUGGGACUUUCUCCGGGAGAAGUACUGGACCGAUCAGGUGGCGCACAAGAUCCAGAAGAAACUCACCAAGAUCAAGUUGCCGUACUUUAUGAAUGAGCUGACUCUGGCUGAUCUGGACAUGGGCACCUGCCUCCCCCAGGUCCUCAGCACCGCCAAACCUACACUGGAUCGAAGAGGCCUGUGGUUGGAGCUGGAGCUAGUGUACACAGGCUGCCUUCAGAUGACCCUGGAGACUAAGAUGAACCUGUGUAAGCUGGGUAAAGAGGGAGAGGAUGAAGUUCACAGUGUUCCAGAGACCCCACAAGUAGGCUCAAAACCCAGGCUGUGUAUACUGGCUGAUAGUGAUGAAGAGUCAUCCAGCGCAGGCUCGUCUGAUGAAGAGGAAGUCCCUCCUUCUGAGCCCCAGGGGUCUGUGGGAGAUAAGAGCACAGUGGUAGCAGCUGAUGGGCACACUGGUGGCAGCACAAGCAGGAAGAUCCUGAGAUUUGUGGACAAAAUAGCAAAGUCCAAAUACUUUCAGAAGGCCACAGAGAACGAGUACAUCAAGAAGAAGAUAGCUGAGGUGUCCAACAUGCCUCUGAUGCUCAGCGUUGAGGUCCUGGAACUCUCUGGAACUCUGGCCAUCAAUAUCCCACCUCCACCUACUGACAGGAUAUGGUACAGUUUCCAAGUGCCUCCCAGGUUAGACCUUCAUGUGCGUCCCAUGCUCGGGGAGAGGGAGGUCACCUUCACCCAUGUCACUGAGUGGAUUGAGAAAAAACUGCAGUGUGAGUUCCAGAAAGUGUUUGUCAUGCCCAAUAUGGAUGAUUUAUAUCUGCCCCUGAUGACAUCUGGCCUGGACAACCCACCUGCAUCCUGUCAUUCUUCAAUCCACUCCUCAUCCCACCAGUCCUCCAUGGAGUCCCAGGAGUACAUGUCAGAGUAAUGCCCCCUUGAGGCCUUAGAUGGGACAUGCAUGGUGUAAACAUGGCCAUUAUGCAGCUAUUGUCACGAAUCAUGUAAUGGAUUCUAAGGCUGCUGCAGCUGGGCUCAGUGUUGAUCCUGAGUGUGUUCAUUGUAACCAGUGCAGGAUGGGAUGUGUCUUGGCGGCAGGCUAAGCACCGCAGUGAUCUGGAUUGUGAGGAUGGUGCUAAGGUGCCUCUACUGUGAAGAAAAUUGAGCUGUAUCUAUUCUAGCAGCAAUGAGAGGACAUUAAAAACCAGCUUUCCAAAUGUUUUUCUUCAACAUUAACACUGAUAAAAGAUGAAAUACUGAAAACUGGAUGUGUUAACUGCACAAAAACAAGGUGUUGUUGAUGAUUACUGUUUAAAAGAGUUACUGCUUUAACAAACUAUCCAUCCAUCCAUUUUCUAAACCUCUUAUCAUGGUUAUGGUCAUGUGGGGUUGAACAAACUGAAAAACAUGGAGAGUUCUGUUGAACCAAUCUACGUUGGUGCAUGUUGUUUUGGAACAGUCCAGAUGUUCUCGCUUAUUUAUUUCUGAACAAUAAAUAUCUGUUCAAAAAUUGUGUAGCUCUUUUCUUCGAAUGAACUUCAACUGCACACAUGGACAGUUAUUUAAAACUUUAUUGUAUUAUUGCAUGAGAUUAUAAUAAUUUCUCUCAGGCCUCUUCUGGCACAUGCUCGGACAGUGUCUUCAGGGCAUCCUUCUUCAGUGGCCCC
This is a messenger RNA of Thunnus maccoyii (southern bluefin tuna), 7607 nucleotides long. Its product is annotated as testis-expressed protein 2-like. The transcript is spliced from 16 exons. Bases 3944 to 6871 code for a protein of 975 amino acids. The record is from RefSeq and is a predicted model, not a curated record. NCBI's taxonomy places the organism in Eukaryota, Metazoa, Chordata, Actinopteri, Scombriformes, Scombridae. Gene Ontology annotation, molecular function: lipid binding. Gene Ontology annotation, cellular component: endoplasmic reticulum.